CUUGUUACAAAACUGAAGGGCACACACUUCAUCACUUCUGGUAUCUGACAUCAUCGCACCGUCUCCCCCACCUCCUCCUUCUGUGUCACCCUCUCCUCCCCCUCUACUUUCAAUUCCUUCAUCUUCUUCCCCACACUGCCAAGGCCAAGCAUGCUCCCCAUUCCUCUUUCCUCUGCACCAGACGUUUUGGGUACUCAUCCUGUCCUUUGCACGCCGGGGGCUCUGUGUUCCUCCCAUGGCAUACCCUGUCUGCAGUAAUCUUGCGCCACAUCGCCUUCUCUGUAAACCAGAGAUCUGUCAUGGCAUGUUUCUUGUUGCUAAGGGCUAUGAAGCACACAGAAGUCCUUGCACCAGUCCACGGGAAAAGCAUCAUGGAGGUCUGCAUAUUCUUCCUUUAUGCUAUGAUACUUCUCCCAGGUAUUGCUGCCAGUGUGCAUCAGGUGAAGUCAUUUCUCAAUCACACUGCAUACCUAUCCUGCUAUUUUCCAAACUCUCAGAAAACUGACAUAAAGGAUUUAAGAGUUUUUUGGCAAAAAGGUGCUGUUGAAGUGGUGCACGAAGUAUACUACGGCCAAGAAAUACAUGACAACCUUAGUCCUAAAUAUAUAAAUCGCACAAAGAUGGAUAUGGACAAAUGGACCUUGCAAUUGUUAAAUGCAGGAAUUGUGGAUGAGGGACAGUAUACAUGUAUUAUACAGCACAGAGAUAAAGGAUCACCAAAGGUCAUACACACAUCUGAGUGCUUACUGCACAUCAUUGCCAACUAUAGUCAACCUGAGAUAGCGUGGCUGCACACUGGGGAACUAAAGCCCAAGGAAUACUUGAAUCUUUCCUGUUCUUCCAGCGGAGGUUAUCCAGAGCCCAAGCACAUGACUUGGCUAGUUUCACAUGAAAACAAAACAGACAGGCUUAUGGGUCCCAUGGAUGUCUCACAGGAUGCUGUAACAAUGCUAUACAAUGUUACAGGCAGGCUGAAUAUCACAGUUCCUACAAACACCCUCACUAACAUUAGCUGCUUGCUUCACCUUGGAGAGCAGCUGGGGAGCCUUCUCUCAGUGCCACUAGGCAUAGAGAUACCGGAGGAAAAAAUGGAGCAAAUGAAGAUAAAUUUCUUUGGCCCACUUAUAGCUGUAAUUAUACUGAUCACACUUCUUCUGGGUUUUGUGAUAUUGAAGAAGAACAGAAACAGUUCAUCUACCAACCAGAGUGUCAGUCUAGCAGUCUAGAAGCUAUCCAGCUUGAAACCAAGGCCAUCAGCCAGACUGCUGACUGGGAACCACCUCUACACAUAGCAAGGCCUGAGGUCCCAUAUUCUUAGAUGCUCAGCCAGAACAAGAAUCCUCCCCAGGUACCCUACAUAACAACAUGCAUGCAACAUUUUGGUCUGAUGGCUGAAAUCCACUGUCCAGUGUUCCCUGCUUUUAUUUUUGCUCCAGAAUGGUAGUAAAUACGGUGCUCUGCCUGUCUGCAUGACUAUCUUUUUGCUGUAUCUUUCAUUACAUACUGUGACAUUGUAAAAUCCUGAGAGUCAAUGAAGAAAGCAGAGCUGUGUGGGUUUACAGAAGGGAAUAUCUCAGAAACAGAAAGAAUUAGGCCACAAUCUGUGAAUCAUAACCUUCACUAGAAACAUGAUCGGAGGCAGGCAAUUAAUCAUGAGCCAUAAACACUUUUGGCAGAGCCAGUGUGGCUUUGUACUAGUAACUUUAUUAUAAAGCUCCACAGCACAAAGAGGAACUUCAGGGCCCUUCCCCACCUUCUGAGAAAAGCCGUGCAAUUCCUAUCAGGCAUUUGAAACUAGAAAUCACCUGAAGGAAAGACUUGCUUUAAAUAUAAUUUCUGGUUAUCUUUUUUUUUUUACUACCACCCAAGCUUAAUAUGCCCAGACAGUUAGUACCUCCACACUUUGUUCCUGUGUAUUCUGACCGCAUGCUGUACUAGUUGUUCAGGUGGAUGUAGGGAUAGAAAAUGAAAGCAGGAGGUAUCACUCAUAUGUUUAUACAUCUAAAUAUACAAAAUUAAGCUAAGCAGAUAAUGAAAAAACAUUAUAUAAGUAGGUCAUGUUUUAAUUUGGUUGACUACAUACUCCCUUUCUUAAUGUUGCUUCAGACCUUGAAGAUAGAGCAAUACGUAUGCUAUGGUACGCUCAGCUAUAGGUAUUAGUUUUACCUUUCAGAAAAGAUUCUCCAUGUCACUCAACAUGUGCCAGUUCUCCAAUCUUGAAUGAUCUCUGCACUUUAUAUUCUUCAACAGCACUGACAUCUUUCAGGAGGAAGAAUGCAGCAGAAUUGUGACAAAAUUCUGAAGUCUUGAUUGUGUUUGUAGGUCUGUCAUUUUCAGCAAGAGCAGGGACAUUAGCAUCACAUUCUCAAGAUGAAGUUCAGCUCAGAGUUGCAGUUUGGGGACAGAAAUUCUCUAUGGUUUUUGCUGGGGACAAAUACUCUGUUCUGUUAAAUGAUGUUGUGAGUUGCUAGAUUCCACCUCAAUCUUUACUCCAUUUUCAAGCGUGUGAGAGAAUGUGCUUGUCCUUUUGAGUUAGCUAAACCAUUUGGGAGUCAAUUUAUUAAGCUAUUACACUAACAUUCCAAAUAUUUUCAUUCAGAUUAAUAUCAUUCAGAUUUUCUUAAAAGUUAAAGGGUUUAUUUUUAUGUAAAUGUUUAU
Grus americana (Whooping crane) is the source of this 2658-nucleotide messenger RNA. It is a transcript of the gene CD86, whose product is annotated as CD86 molecule. The record is from RefSeq and is a predicted model, not a curated record. Lineage: Eukaryota; Metazoa; Chordata; Aves; Gruiformes; Gruidae. Gene Ontology annotation, cellular component: external side of plasma membrane. Gene Ontology annotation, biological process: cellular response to lipopolysaccharide; positive regulation of T cell proliferation; T cell costimulation. Bases 300 to 1226 code for a protein of 308 amino acids. The transcript has 6 exons.